Tarenaya hassleriana is the source of this 2474-nucleotide messenger RNA. RefSeq names its product rhamnogalacturonate lyase. Gene Ontology annotation, biological process: carbohydrate metabolic process. The record is from RefSeq and is a predicted model, not a curated record. The transcript has 16 exons. Gene Ontology annotation, molecular function: carbohydrate binding; catalytic activity. The coding region runs from base 242 to 2305 and encodes 687 amino acids. Lineage: Eukaryota; Viridiplantae; Streptophyta; Magnoliopsida; Brassicales; Cleomaceae.
AAAAACAUGUGAAAGAAUCUAAUGCCAAAUUCAUUUUUAGAUUACAGAGAAAGAUUAAGAGAUUAAUUACAAGAAGAUUAGGAAAAAAAAAGGGGUGAGAAUUCUAGAGGGAGAUACCUUCUUCUUCUCCGAGGAAUCAACCCUCCUCCAUUGCCGAAUUCUCUUUCCCAAGAAAACAAAAGGUUCGAUUUUUAUGGCGUGAUUCUGUGUCGGGUCUGCAGUGGCGGGUUGGAGCGGAGAGAUGGCGGCCGGAGCUCCGGGAAUUCGGUCGGGUCGGGUCGGGUCAUGGGUUCAUACUCGGGUUUUUCCCGGCAUUCUGCUUCUGCUUCUCCUCCUUCAUGGUGUUCAUUCCCAGACAAAACAAAAUACAUUUAACACCACAAAGCCGGGCCAAAAGGUGCCUUCUCCUGUGGUUGAGCUGAGGGGAGUGAGUAGUGACCAAGUUAUCGUUGAUAACGGGAUUGUUCAAGUCACGUUUUCGAGUCCACAAGGCCUAAUCACGGGAAUAAAAUACAAUGGAGUAUACAAUGUGCUGGAUGUCGAAAAUGACGAUCGCGGGUAUUGGGACGUUGCUUGGUAUGAACCGGAGAAAGAGCUAAAAAUUGACAAAUUAGAAGGUACCGAGUUCAAUAUCAUAACUCAAGACGAAGAACAAGUCGAGAUUUCUUUCACAAGAAGAUGGAACGUGUCGUACCGUGGCUCGUUAGUCCCGUUGAAUGUGGACAAAAGAUACAUAAUACGAAGCGGAGUGUCCGGUGUAUACAUGUACGGCGUGUUGGAGAGGUUAGAAGGGUGGCCCGACGUAGACAUGGACCAAAUCAGGAUUGUGUUCAAGCUCAACCCAAAAAAGUUCAAAUUCAUGGCGAUCUCGGAUACUCGGCAACGAAGCAUGCCCUCGUAUGCGGACCGUGACAUCGACAGUGGUCGAGCUAAGCCUCUCGCCUUCAAAGAAGCCGUUCUCUUGACAAACCCUCGACAGCCGAUUUUCAAAGGAGAGGUGGACGAUAAAUAUAUGUACUCAACUGAAGACAGAGACAACAAAGUGCAUGGCUGGAUAUCAUGGGACCCACCGAUGGGGUUCUGGAUGAUCACUCCGAGCGAUGAGUUCCGCUGCGGUGGGCCCAUCAAGCAGGACCUCACCUCCCACGUGGGCCCCAUCACCCUCUCCAUGUUCAUAAGCACGCAUUAUGCGGGGAAGGAGAUGGAUACGGAAUACAGAAAUGGGGAGCCAUGGAAGAAAGUAUUUGGUCCUGUCUUUGCUUAUCUCAACUCUGUCUCGCCCAAAGACACUAAUGCUUCACUUCAUCUAUGGAGAGAUGCCAAAAGACAGAUGCUUGUGGAGGUCCAAAGUUGGCCUUACAGUUUUGUGAAUUCACAAGAUUACCCUCUUUCUCACCAAAGAGGUUCCGUCAGGGGCCAUCUCUUUGUCAAGGACAGUUACGUUUCUAGACGUAGUACGUAUGGGCAAUUCGCUUUCGUGGGUUUGGCGCCAUGUGGUGAAGCUGGGUCUUGGCAGACUGAAACUAAGGGAUAUCAAUUUUGGACGCAGGCUGAUAGGAGAGGGAGAUUCAUGAUAGAGAAUGUCAGAGAAGGGAAUUAUAGUCUAUUCGCAUGGGUUCCUGGCUUCAUUGGCGACUACAAAUAUCAGUAUGACGUCACCAUCACGCCAGGUCAAGAGGUGAAUUUGAGAGCCCUAGUGUACGAGCCACCGAGGAACGGUCCGACUCUAUGGGAAAUCGGUGUACCGGAUCGGACCGCCGGUGAAUUCUUUAUACCGGAUCCUUACCCUACCCUCAUGAACAAGCUCUAUGUUGACAUGGUUCAAGACAAAUUUAGGCAAUACGGGUUAUGGGAUCGGUAUGCAGAUUUAUACCCUCGAGAUGAUCUUGUGUACACAAUUGGAGCUAGUGAUUACAGAAAGGAUUGGUUCUUUGCCCAUGUUACAAGGAACGUGGGAAACAAUACGUACCAAGCAACAACGUGGAAGAUAGUAUUCGAGCUAGGAACAGUGAACCAGGCCGGGAAUUACACUUUGUGGAUAGCUUUGGCCUCGGCCAUGGACUCAGAACUUCAAGUUCGGGUCAACGAAGCAAACUCGGAGCCUGUUUUCACGACAGGGUUCACAGGGAAGGACAACGCCAUCGCUAGACAUGGCAUACACGGGUUGUACAAAUUGUACAGUGUCGAGAUUUCAGGAAGCAUACUAAGGGACGGUGAAAAUACAAUAUAUUUGACUCAGUCAAGGAGCAGAAGCAUGUUUCAAGGGGUUAUGUAUGAUUAUAUCCGUCUUGAAGGCCCUCCUUGAAAUUGAAAACUAAUAUAUAGAGGUCAUAAUAUGUACAUACCAUAUCUAGGCAUUUUGAAAAUCUGUUUUAAUUUAUUAUGUUAUCGAUUAGUUUCAUUCAUUCACAAGAUAAUAACAAGGGUGAUAUACUAACCCUUUGUUUGAUUAAUGCAAGUCCUCUAUCUUCUUA